CGACGCGGCUUGUUUGCGAUUGAAUAUUUGUUGUCGACGUUGUGACCUUGCCAACGUAUAAAAAGACGAUGAUCGCCGCCAUGUUUGACCUUCAGUCCUGCAGCGACUUGAAAUUCGGCCCCAAAUAUUUCCUCAGAUCUCCUAGUUGAGCUUUCACAACCAGUGUUGAAAGACGUAAACUUUGAAUAUGCGUGCUUCAGUCUGUUUCGCUGCCCUCGUGGCACUUGCGACUGCCCUUCCAACACCAGGGGAGGAGUUGUACACGAUCGAGCUCGCACCCGGAGAGACCAAACAAGUGACUGAGGCAGAAAAAUGGAAGCUCAAGUCCGAAGGUGUGAACUUCUUCGACAUCACCGAAUUUCAGGACUUCCAGCCCACGAUUGAGAAGCGCCAGGCUGUCACAUUCCCUUCGACGCUUACACAAGGAACUUCAGUCCGCGCAUUGAACGCAAAGCUCAGCUCAUCGAACAUGCAGACCAACCUGCAAACAUUCAGCGAUUUCAACAACCGAUACUACAGAGCCACAACAGGCAAACAAUCUUCUGACUGGUUGCUUGCUAAGGUCAAGAGCUAUGUACCCGCCGGAUCUGCGAUCACCGUGACCGCGUUUUCACACUCCUUCGUCCAGUCGUCCAUCAUUGCGAAGAUUCCUGGAAAGAGUGUAAAGACUAUUGUUGUUGGCGCUCACCAAGAUUCUAUUAACCAACAGAGUCCUACUAGUGGGAGAGCCCCCGGCGCAGAUGAUGAUGGUUCUGGCACUGUGACCAUUCUGGACGCAUUCCGAACUCUUCUUACGAACAGCACCAUUGCAAGUGGUCAAGCUCCCCAGACAAUCGAAUUCCACUGGUACGCUGGCGAGGAGGGAGGUCUCUUGGGCUCCCAGGCUAUCUUCAACAGCUACUCAUCAAGCGGACGUGAUGUCAAGGCCAUGCUGAACCAAGACAUGACUGGCUACACUCAGGGCUACAAGAGCGCUGGUUUGACUCCCAAGUUUGGCGUCAUCACCGACAACGUCAACGCUGCGUUGACUGCCUUCACCAAACGCGUUAUCACUGCUUACACCAGCGUCGGAUUUGCGGAUGAUAGGUGCGGUUAUGCGUGCUCCGAUCAUGCUAGCGCGACAAGAGCUGGAUAUCCCUCUGCUAUGAUCUUCGAGUCGGAGAUGGCCUACGAGAACCCGUACAUUCACACAACUUCUGAUACCAUCAACCGCGUCGACUUCGCACAUAUGGUCGAGCACGCGAAGUUGGUCGUUGGAUUCGUCGUUGAGUUGGCAUUUGCUGCUUUGUAAAUAUUUACAAUUUAUCUCAUUAUGAUCCUUCAUUCUUGUUACACAGUCG
This is a messenger RNA of Aaosphaeria arxii CBS 175.79, 1340 nucleotides long. RefSeq names its product Zn-dependent exopeptidase. The transcript is spliced from 3 exons. Lineage: Eukaryota; Fungi; Ascomycota; Dothideomycetes; Pleosporales. Gene Ontology annotation, biological process: proteolysis. The coding region runs from base 188 to 1291 and encodes 367 amino acids. The record is from RefSeq and is a predicted model, not a curated record. Gene Ontology annotation, molecular function: metalloexopeptidase activity.